This is a messenger RNA of Anopheles nili, 2598 nucleotides long. RefSeq names its product endoplasmic reticulum metallopeptidase 1-like. The record is from RefSeq and is a predicted model, not a curated record. Gene Ontology annotation, molecular function: metalloexopeptidase activity. The coding region runs from base 1 to 2598 and encodes 865 amino acids. Gene Ontology annotation, biological process: proteolysis. The transcript has 4 exons. Lineage: Eukaryota; Metazoa; Arthropoda; Insecta; Diptera; Culicidae.
AUGAAGCUACUACGGUUCGUCUUCACGUGGGAGCUGCUGUGGUGCGUUCUGGCUCCAGCGAUUGGUAUCGGUGUGUACUUCCUUUCCUACUGGAACUGGACCACUCUACCGGACGGGGUCACACUGAACGAUGCUACAAGCUCCGCGGACCGUCGAUUCGUUGCGGAAAGAGCUUUACGCGAUCUGGCGGAACUCACCAGCCAAGGACCACGCGUUGCCGGAAGUGAAACAAACGAACGGUUCGCCGUCAAUCUGCUGCUGAGCUCCGUCGAACAGAUCGCACGCCAAGCACAUCCGGACUUUAACGUUACCUACGAAGUUCAGCGUGUCAGUGGCAGCUACUUCCUCGAGUAUGACGAUUAUCCCAUCACUAGCUACUACCGGAACGUGCAGAACGUCGUGGUUUCGGUCACACGGAAAGACACCUUCAGUGGCAAGUACCUGCUGGUGAAUGCGCACUUCGACAGUGCCGUUUCAAGUCCUGGUGCCGGUGAUGACGGCACGAUGGUGGUCGUGAUGUUGGAAAUUCUUCGUCAACUAACCACCCAAAAUGGCGACCCAGCAGCACCGAUGCAACACGGUGUGAUAUUCCUGUUCAAUGGGUGCGAAGAGAACACCAUGCAGGGAGUGCACGGUUUCAUUCGAGGACAUCCGUUGGCCCAACAUGUGGCCACCUUCAUCAACCUAGACGUGGCCGCUAAUGGAGGGCGUGAGAUCAUGUUCCAAUCUGGCCCACAUUAUCCGUUCCUCAUGGCGUACUAUCGUGAUCACGUGCGACGACCCUACGCCAACACGCUGGGUGAGGAAGUCUUCCAGAUGGGGUUGGUGCCGUCCUUUACGGACUACGAAACGCUCUCCGAGCAGGGCGGUUGGCCAGGGAUGGAUUUUGCGCUGUCUUCUUACGGAUAUCUCUACCACACGGCGCUGGAUGCGUUGGAAACGAUAUCCACCAGCACGUUGCAGCACAUCGGAGACAACCUGCUGGGGCUUGUGAGCGCUUUAAGCAAUGCUCCUGAGCUUCACAAUAUAGCGGAACACCGGGAAGGAUCGGCCGUUUUCUUCGACUUCAUGCACCUGUUUCUGGUGUACUACACGGACACGGUCGCGUUGAUCAUCAACAUCCUGCUGGGUGUGCUCUCGGUGGCACUUAUUGCGGGUACGAUCUACAUGACCUCGCGCAAAGAAGACGCCGUCGGUACUAACGUUCUGUUUGAGGCUGGCGCGAGCCUUAUCGUGCAGACACUCUCGAUCGUCCUGGGCGCUGGCUGCUCCGUGCUGGUGGCGAUAAUUUUUGAUGCCUGUGAUCGAUCGCUAAGUUGGUUCACGUCCACCUGGCUGCUGUUUGGGUUGUACUUUGUGCCGUGCAUCGGAGGUCUCUGUUUGGGGCCGUUUUUGUACGUUCACUUUCGCAAAAUUCCCUUCCUGCACGAUCAAGGACGAGUGAUCUUCUUCCUGCAUGCGCAACACUUCAUAUACGCAGUACUGUUGAUCACCUUAACGGCGGGAGGCAUUCGAUCGGCAUUCCUACUGCUCUUCCCGAUCAUCUUCUACUCCGCCACAACGAUCGUCAACAUGAUCCUGCAGUUUCGGUUGAACGUGUGGAUUUAUGUGCACUUAGCCGGUCAGUUGGUGCCACUGUUUUACUUCUGCUCCCUCACAGCCACCCUGUUUUCGGUGUUUAUUCCAAUGACGGGCCGUAGCGAUAAUCGUUCGAAUCCGGAUCUACAAAUGGCGCUGUUUUCUGCGCUUCUCACCUUGCUGUUGGUUGGGUUUUUGACACCGUUCGUGGUGAUGUUUCGACGCAAGGUGUACGUGUUUGGGACCAUUCUGGUAAUGUUCCUCGUUACUGCAAUCGUAGCAGCUACGCCGCAUGGUUUCCCGUUUCGAGCGGAAACAUCCCCGCAAAGGUAUUUCAUAUUCCACCACCAGCGAAACUUUUACUGGCCAAACAGCACGCUACGGAGCAGCAGCUCGAUCUUUUAUCUGCACCCUCAAGAUCGCCAAACGCCCCGACUACUACAAUCGGACGUGCCAGAGUGGUCCGAUGCUCAGCAGCUCGGUGAGGAGUGUGAUCGCGAGCUGUACUGUGGCAUUCCGUUCUACAUCAACCGUUACCAUCGGCAGUCCGACUCGAGCUACUGGUUGCGGGCUCAGCAACCUCCAAACUUUCCCGAACCGGUUGAAUUUCGGCUCGUUUCUCGGGAAAACCCCGCACCUGGACGGUACCGGAUGUCCUUCAGUGUACGCGGUCCCAGUCACAUGAGCCUGUACGUAUCACCACGUGCCGGUCGAAAGCUCGUCGCGUGGAGCUUUAGCGAUCGUAUUCCACCGAGCGGGGAACGCUGGAACAACCAGGAUGUGCACUUUGUGAACUUAUUUUCGGGUGCAUUGGAAAAUGCUCCGCUUACGUUCUACCUCGAGGUGGAACAGUUCUCUCCCGAUCAAGCUCAGGAGCAUUUGCAUCUGUCCGUUGUCGCGCAAUACAUGCACCAUGGUGUGCAGCAUCGUACGAACGAAUUUCAGCAACUCCUCGACAAAAUGCCCAAAUAUGCUCACACGGUGGCAUACCCUGGGUAUUUGGAGAGUUGGAUUUUUUGA